CGGUGACGUUCCAAGUCUCGAUGCUUCGUCACCUCAGAGCUGGAGCGAAGGGCGGUGUUUUGUAACCGAGGCCGCAGAGAUGCCGGGGAUCGAAAAACUACCCAUCGAGGAGACUCUGGAAGAUAGUCCACAGACACGCUCACUACUGGGAGUGUUUGAAGAAGAUGCUGCUGCCAUCUCAAAUUAUACCAGCCAACUUUACAAUGCCAUGAAGCGGAUUUACGAUGCACAGAAUGAGUUGAGCACAGCAACACACUUGACCUCCAAACUACUCAAGGAAUACGAGAAACAGCGUUUUCCCCUAGGUGGUGAUGAUGAAGUCAUGACCUCCACUCUGCAGCAGUUUGCUCAAGUAAUAGAUGAACUCAGUUCCUGUCAUGCUGUACUUUCAACACAGUUAGCUGAUGCCAUGAUGUUCUCAAUUUCACAGUUUAAGGAAAAGGAUUUAAAAGAAAUGCUAACCCUAAAUGAAGUCUUUGCUAUAGCAAGUAAUGAUCAUGACAUGGCUAUUAACAAAUACAGCAGACUGUCCAAGCGGAAGGAAAAUGACAAGAUAAAACUAGAGGCAACUGAAGAUCUGUACACAUCCAGGAAGAAGCAGCACCAGACCAUGAUGCACUAUUUUUGUGCAUUGAACACAUUACAGUACAAGAAAAAGAUUGCACUGCUGGAACCUCUCCUAGGCUACAUGCAAGCGCAGAUAAACUUCUUUAAGAUGGGUUCUGAGCACGUGACUCUACAGCUGGAAGAAUUUCUGACAAAUAUUGGUGCCAGUGUGCAGGGUGUCCGUAGGGAAAUGGAGACUGAACUGGAAACCAUGCAUCAGACCAUUCAGGACCUGGAAGUAGCCAGUGAUUCAUUGUACCUCCCUGAUCCAGAUACCAAAAUAUUCAACAUCAAUAGAAAUCUGACUAGAAAAACUGGUUAUAUGAAUACAAGAAACAAAACCAGAUUAGUAUCAUCUACCUGGGAAAGACAUUACUACUUUACCCAGGGUGGGAACCUGAUGCGACAAGCUCGAGGGGAUGUUGCAGGAGGUCUUGUCAUGGACUUGGACAACUGCACUGUUAUGGCUGUGGAUUGUGAGGACCGAAGAUACUGCUUUCAAAUCACUGCCUUUGAUGGGAAGAAAGCUGUUAUUUUACAAGCAGAAAGUAAAAAAGAAUGUGAAGAGUGGAUUGCAACAAUCAAUAACAUUUCCAAACGCAUCUAUCUCAGCGAAAACCCAGAAGAAUUGGCUGCUCGAGUAAACCAGUCUGCUUUGGAGGCUGUUACACCUUCCCCUUCAUUUCAACAGAGGCAUGAAAUCUCAAGGCCUACAAUCCAUAGCAGACCUCAUCCCUCUCGGACAAACAGUUCCAGCUCCCUUGGAUCAGAAUCUGCUGCCCUUUCUGCAGUGUCACUGGAUUCAAUAGUUGCCCCAGACACACCCAUUCAGUUUGACAUAAUUUCUUCUGUCAGUGAUGACUUGCCUAACCAAGCAACAACUUCAGGACAAGGUACCAGACGGACAAAUCCAUUUGGAGAAUCUGGGGAGCCAAAAACAGAAGAAUCUGAAGAGUCUAUUCUUCAUCAGCUGUUUAUUGUGAGAUUCCUUGGUUCAAUGGAAGUAAAAGCAAAUGAAACCUCUGAUGUUAUUUGCGAGACAAUGCGUCAGAUCCUUGCCGCCCGUGCUAUACAUAACAUCUUUCGGAUGACUGAAUCACAUUUACUAGUGACCGGUGACUGUUUGAAAUUAAUCGAUCCUCAGACUCAAGUCACACGUUUGAGGUUCCCUUUGCAAAAUGUGGUUCUUUGUGCAACUCACAAAGAGAACAAACGUCUCUUCGGAUUUGUGCUGCAUACAGGAGGAGGCAGAAUAGAAGGACGACCAAUCUCGGUCUGCUAUGUGUUUGAAUCAAACAACGAGGGAGAAAAGAUAUGCGAUUCUGUUGGACUGGGCAAACAGAUUGCUUUCCAUUCAGAAAUGGAUCGACGAACCACAGAUAAACAGAGAGAACUUGACCGAGAAAAGGAAAGGCAACUGAAGGAACUUAAUAAACAAAAACAGAUUGAAAAGGAUUUAGAGGAACAAAGCCGCCUAAUAGCUGCAUCCAGCCGACCAAACCAGACCAGUGGUGAGGGCCAGUUUGUGCCAUUGGGUAAUAGUAGCCAGUCAGAAGACAGUGACGCAGGAGAUGAUGGAAAGAAGAAAAAGGAAUUGGAAGCCUGAAGUGCUGAGAAUGGAAAAAGAUGAAAAUGUUAAUCAGUUGCAUUUGUAUUCAUAGAACAACAGGUGAUAUGCACCCAAUAAAAGCCCAGAUUUUGCAGUCAGCAGCAAAAUGAAAUAGUUGCCCCUGACUCGAAGAAUGUUGCCUGUAGUGAUCUCUUUGACAUAGAUUUCCCCUUUCUUGACAUUAUUUUAAAUCUAGUGCCAAGUCAUGGGAACCUCCAGGUGCCAACAGGGUAAAUAGCCAAUCACAUUGAACUAUUCUCUCAGCUAGCAAAUCAGGAAGUAAAAUACACUUCUUCACUAUAAAUUAAAUUUUAUGGAGAGCAAAAUAAGUGAUAGGGACAUAUGCAUUGGAAACUAUAAUACCAUAGUUUUUCUAAUGUAUUUAAAAACGUGGAACUUUUUUUUAUCAAAAUGGAAAGAUUUGACAUUACACAAAUAUAAAAUCAGUUUUCCUGCAAAGAAGUUCUUCAGCAGUAGUUAUGACUUUGUAUGUCGUUUAAAAAUCUAAUUACAUUUCAUUAAUAAGGUGUAACUUUAUCAGAGGUUUUUAACAGUGGUAUUGCAGAAUAAAAGGGGAGGUUUUUGUUCGUGCAGUGAUUUCCAAUUGGUUGCAGUCUCCCAGGACUUUGUCAGUGCAUCCUAUGGAAGAGCGUAGAAUCAUUUACAACUACUUCUGGAUUUUCAUGGUCAAUGUGUGGAUGCCAGAAGUUGCUGUCAAUUUCAGAAGAGUAAUGAUGACGAACACUGACAGUUUUGCCAUCAUUACAACUGCAAAAUUCAGGCCAAAAUCACAUGAAUAUAGUUAUAAAAAACAUUAGGAUCACUAAAAGAAUUAAUAUAAAAAUUAAUUUGUAAAAAUUGUUCUAGGCUGCUCAACCCAAGUGUGAUGGAAGCUUUUAAAAACCUUUCAAUCUGCAGCUUGCCUAUCGUAACCCACUGUACCAUGUAAUAAGGGAAAACAAUAGAGAAAGCACUGUAUAAAGUUUCAUUUUGAACUGCAACAGUUGCUUACUAACUCUACUACAUAUCUUUGCCUUUUUAUUUGAAAACUUUAAUUUUUGAAAGUAAAGGACUUAUGUAUUCUAUAUUUUAUACAUUUCAUCCUUAUACUGUGUGUAUAUGUGUGUUUAGAGAGAGCUGACAUACCUACACUAGCCUGUUCAUGGUUUUUUUAAUUACUAAGAGAUCCCUUAUGUGUCUUUUAUAAAAUUAUAACAUAUAAAGGAAGUAGUGUUUUGAUAAAUUGAAUGGAAGUUGUUUCCCCCUUUACUAGUACUUGCCUUAUUGUUGAGUAUGCUGUGCUCUACUUAAGAAGUGAAUCAUGUUCUAAAAUAUGUACAGUUAUCUUUUAUACAGUUAAUGAAAUCCAUAGAAUGUGUUUUACAGUAUGUUGAAAUACUUCCUUUGGAUCACAGUUUAUAAGCCUCACAACUAUAACACACCAGUUGAGAUUGAACAGGCUAUGGGGUAACAGUGCAGACUGUAGGUUGGUGCACAUGGAUUUAUUGAACUGAAUUUACAUAAUAUUAAAACUAUUAUAGCUGAUCUAUUGUAGAACAUUUUGAUUUCAGUUUUGUGAAGUCAAAGUGAAAUACAAUUUGGCCUGAUGCCAUCAAAUAACUUUGCUCAAAUUGAAUUAAGCCACCUCCAAGGUACUAAUUGAUUUUAACCAUUUAUUCCAGGUUCACAGUUUGGCAACUAUUUUGUGUUUAAUUUAUGUUGAAUUUAAUUCUAAGAUUGGAUGAAUGGGCAAUACAAUAUAUUUUAUAUAUAUUUUUGGAAAAUCAGGGCGAGGGGUGGAUCUUUUAGGAACACUGACAAUUGCUUUAUUUCUCAUGUUAUCCUUAGUUAUUACCUUUUUGAGGAUAUCUUUCACAACUGCGAAAUAGCUGUGAGCAAUGAAAAAUUUUAAAUAGUUUGGUUGAGCUUUAGAGUAAAUAUUCCUCCAUAUUCCAACAAAUCUGUUCCACAAUUCUACACCAUGCCCAUCACUGCUUCAGUUAAACAUUUUAUACAAAUUUUUAAAAGUACAUACUGUGCAGUAGUAUGAGAUUUUAGUUGAUUCAUGUUGUAUUUUGUAAUAAUGUGGUUUUAUUUGAGGUGGUUUGCAAUGGCUGCAUGCUACCAAAUGCAUGUCCCUUAUAGUAUUAAGACUAUAAUAAUGAAUAGCUCAUUUCCUCAUUAUGGAACAACAGUUGGAUUAUAUAUAAAUGUAAAAGAACUAUGUCUUAUCAUUGAAUUACAUACUAAUUGUAAUUUUCCUAUUUACAUUUUUAAUUGGUUUGAGGAUUAGUAUGAAUUACGCAAAAUUUAUUGACAUGCCAAAGAAGCAAAAUUGCUUGCAUUAAAUUACAUUAUUAUUAUAGGCUCAGUAUUCAUCUUGGAGGGGAAAACUUGCACUGUAAGCACAGACCACUGCAUUUUGAGCAAUAUAGCACAUAGAAACUGUAAAAUUACCCAGUAAAAAGAUUCUGUAUAACCUACAAAUUUUCAGAAUGACCUAUUUUUAAGGUAGCAACAUUCCUCUUCAAAUAUAUCUGUCUUGUCUCAGAAAAUGUAAGUCACCUAAUUGGGAAGUACAGCAUCCACAAAUACUGUAAAUUCUUAAUUUGAAUAUUAAAUUAAAACAAGUGAAAAAAAAGCAGUUAAAACUAGGCCAAUGCACUAUUCUAGACUUUCUUAAUGUAGACGUACUGCAAGUUUAAAAAAACCCUUUAAUUCAUGUAUUUAUUUAUACAGUAGUGUUUUCUAAAGGUCUACAUUUUGUACUAUUAAAUGUUCACAGAGCAAAGUUUAAUAAAACCCUUGAUUGGG
Molecule: messenger RNA, 5029 nt
Organism: Carcharodon carcharias (great white shark)
Lineage: Eukaryota; Metazoa; Chordata; Chondrichthyes; Lamniformes; Lamnidae
Gene: appl1
Product: adaptor protein, phosphotyrosine interaction, PH domain and leucine zipper containing 1
Exons: 22
Coding region: 80-2212 (710 amino acids)
Biological process (GO): signaling
Cellular component (GO): cytoplasm; endosome membrane
Molecular function (GO): protein binding
Source: RefSeq, a predicted model, not a curated record